GGAGAGCUGGGAGCUGUCAUUGGAGCGAGUCUGGCUCGCGCUCCCGGCCAGAUUCCGAGCCGGGAAUUUCGGCGGAUUUAGCUCGCAGGCAAAACGCAAUCCCAGCGCUCCCGGAGCGGCCUCUUUUGUAGAAGCACCUGAGAUGCUGGGUGUGGUGCACUAAACGGUAGCGGCAGCAGCAGCCACAGCAAGCUGGGGCCCUGUGUAGAAGCUCCAUCCCCUUGUCUCUGUGCCCGCCUGACUCAGAGGCAGAUUAUCUUAGAAGAUCUAGGAUUCUGAAAUGUUUCCCCUGAAGGAUGCUGAAAUGGGUGCCUUUACCUUCUUUGCCUCAGCUCUGCCACAUGAUGUUUGUGGAAGUAAUGGGCUUCCUCUUACACCAAAUUCCAUCAAAAUUUUGGGGCGAUUUCAAAUCCUUAAGACCAUCACUCAUCCCAGACUUUGCCAGUAUGUGGAUAUUUCUAGGGGAAAGCAUGAAGAAGUGUUUAUUGCCUUCUUAUGUGGUUGCUGUGUAGAGCAUAAGAAGGUAUUGCAUAAGCUGAGACACUUAAUAGAGAGACUGGUGGUGGUAGCUGAACACUGUGAACGGAGUCUAGAAGACUUGCUUCGAGAGAGGAAACCCAUGAGCUACUCAAAGGUUUUGUGCAUAGCAUUUGAGGUACUUCAGGGUUUGCAGUAUAUGAACAAACAUGGUAUAGUACACCGGGCACUUUCUCCUCAUAAUAUUCUUUUGGACCGAAAGGGACAUGUUAAAUUGGCUAAAUUUGGACUUUAUCACAUGACAGCUCAUGGUGACGAUGUUGAUUUCCCAAUUGGGUAUCCAUCAUACUUGGCACCCGAGGUAAUUGCACAAGGAAUUGUCAAAAGCACUGAUCAUAUGCCAAGUGAAAAACCAUUGCCUUCUGGCCCCAAAUCAGAUGUGUGGUCUCUUGGAAUAAUUUUAUUUGAGCUUUCUGUGGGAAGAAAAUUAUUUCAAAGCUUGGAUAUUUCUGAAAGACUAAAAUUUUUGCUUACAUUAGAUUGCGUAGAUGACACUAUAAUAGUUCUGGCUGAAGAACAUGGUUGUCUGGACAUUAUAAAGGACCUUCCUGAAAAUGUGAUAGAUCUUUUGAAGAAGUGUCUCACCUUCCACCCUUCCAAGAGGCCAACUGCAGAUGAAUUAAUGCAGGAUAAGGUAUUCAGUGAAGUGUCACCUUUAUAUACUCCCUUUACCAAACCUGCCAGUCUGUUUUCAUCUUCUCUAAGAUGUGCUGAUUUAACUCUGCCUGAGGAUAUCAGCCAGCUGUGUAAAGAUGUAAACAGUGAUUACCUGGCAGAAAGAUCUAUUGAAGAAGUAUAUUACCUUUGGUGUUUAGCUGGAGGUGACUUGGAGAAGGAGCUUGUCAACAAGGAAAUCAUUCGAUCCAAACCACCUAUCUGCACACUUCCCAAUUUUCUCUUUGAAGAUGGUGAAAGCUUUGGGCAAGGUCGAGACAGAAGCUCACUGUUGGAUGACACCACUGUGACGUUGUCAUUAUGCCAGCUAAGGAAUAGAUUAAAAGAUGUUGGUGGAGAAGCAUUUUACCCACUACUUGAAGAUGACCAGUCUAAUUUACCUCAUUCAAACAGCAAUAAUGAGUUGUCUGCAGCUGCCACUCUCCCUUUAAUCAUCAGAGAGAGGGACACAGAGUACCAACUAAACAGAAUCAUUCUCUUUGACAGGCUGCUAAAGGCUUAUCCAUAUAAAAAAAAUCAAAUCUGGAAGGAAGCACGAGUUGACAUUCCUCCUCUUAUGAGAGGUUUAACAUGGGCUGCUCUUCUGGGAGUUGAGGGGGCUAUCCAUGCCAAAUACGAUGCAAUUGAUAAAGACACUCCAAUUCCUACAGAUAGACAAAUUGAAGUGGAUAUUCCUCGUUGUCAUCAGUACGAUGAACUGCUGUCAUCACCAGAAGGUCAUGCAAAAUUUAGGCGUGUAUUAAAAGCCUGGGUCGUGUCUCAUCCUGAUCUUGUGUAUUGGCAAGGUCUUGAUUCGCUUUGUGCUCCAUUCCUAUAUUUAAAUUUUAAUAAUGAAGCCUUGGCUUAUGCAUGUAUGUCUGCUUUUAUUCCCAAAUACCUGUAUAACUUUUUCUUGAAAGACAACUCGCAUGUAAUACAAGAGUAUCUGACUGUGUUCUCUCAGAUGAUUGCUUUCCAUGAUCCAGAGCUGAGCAAUCAUCUCAAUGAGAUUGGAUUUAUUCCAGAUCUCUAUGCCAUCCCUUGGUUUCUCACCAUGUUUACCCAUGUAUUUCCACUGCACAAAAUUUUCCACCUCUGGGACACCUUACUCCUUGGGAACUCCUCUUUCCCAUUCUGUAUUGGAGUAGCAAUCCUCCAGCAGCUUCGGGACCGGCUUUUGGCUAAUGGCUUUAAUGAGUGCAUUCUUCUCUUCUCUGAUUUACCAGAAAUUGACAUUGAACGCUGUGUGCGAGAAUCAAUCAACCUCUUUUGUUGGACUCCUAAAAGUGCUACUUACAGACAGCAUGCUCAACCUCCAAAGCCAACUUCUGAUAGCAGUGGAGUCAGAAGUUCAACACCUUUUUUCUCCACUGAGUGUCCAGAUCCUCCGAAAACAGAUUUGUCAAGAGAAUCCAUCCCAUUAAAUGACCUAAAGUCAGAAGUAUCACCCAGGAUUUCAGCAGAGGACCUGAUUGACUUGUGUGAACUCACAGUGACAGGCCAUUUCAAAACACCCACGAAGAAGACAAAGUCCAGUAAACCAAAGCUCCUGGUAGUUGACAUCCGGAACAGUGAAGAUUUUAUUCGGGGUCAUAUUUCAGGCAGCAUCAACAUUCCAUUCAGUGCUGCGUUCACUGCAGAUGGAGAGCUUACCCAGGGCCCUUUCACUUCUGUGCUCCAGAGCUUCAAAGGGAAGGUCAUUGUCAUCGUGGGGCAGGUGGCAAAGCACACAGCAGAGUUCGCAGCUCACCUUGUGAAGAUGAAAUAUCCAAGAAUAUGUAUUCUCGAUGGCGGCAUUAAUAAGAUCAAGCCAACAGGCCUCCUCACCGUCCCAUCUCCUCAAAUAUGAAGAACCAAGAAAGAGUGUGAUAGUCAAAAGGACAGAGUGGUAUCAGCCCCCAACAGCACAACUCUUCACAACCUUACCUCUCACCGACAGAACUAGACUUCCAGAUUGUUGCAUUUCCAUAAAGUUUUGUCAUGAAACAUUUUUUUAAAUCUCAUAACCCACAUGCUCAGCUAUCCAGGCAAUAAACUUGACUGUACAUGUA
This is a messenger RNA of Felis catus (domestic cat), 3242 nucleotides long. RefSeq names its product TBC1 domain containing kinase (gene TBCK). The transcript is spliced from 27 exons. The coding region runs from base 281 to 3040 and encodes 919 amino acids. Gene Ontology annotation, biological process: protein phosphorylation; activation of GTPase activity. NCBI's taxonomy places the organism in Eukaryota, Metazoa, Chordata, Mammalia, Carnivora, Felidae. Gene Ontology annotation, molecular function: ATP binding; GTPase activator activity; protein kinase activity. The record is from RefSeq and is a predicted model, not a curated record.